AUGUUCCAGUACGCCUGUGACGGCCCUGGCGACUGUAAAUUCAUCUUGCUGGCGGGGUCACUGCUGAUGCGACAGCUGGCGGUCCCCGAGCUUGACAAGACAUGUCGGACAAGACCUGAAGUCACAACCGACGGCAUGGAUUUGGAGGAAUCAAUAAGUGGAGCAGAUGUCAUCUUCCCGGGAGGUCUUGCCCACCUCACUGCCAGAACCGGCAAUCUGCUGCUGUUGCGCUUUCUGGACUUGACUCAUCGGUUAGGGCAGAACCAUCGUCGAGAGGACGAAGCCGCACAGAGAAAGAGGGCAAACCCAGGAUCGUCUUCGGUUUGCACUUUGCUCUCUGCUGGAAUAGCAAGUGAAGUGAUUGGAACGUUGGCAGCGCAAAGUGUUGGUGAGCCGGCGACGCAAAUGACGCUGAAUACCUUCCACUUCGCCGGAGUGGGUGCCAAGAACGUCACGCUGGGGGUCCCCCGCUUGAAGGAGCUGAUCAACGUGGCGAAGGUAGUGAAGACGCCUUCCUUGGCUGUAUACCUGAGCGGGGACCUGGGUCAAAACCAGGAACGUGCCAAGGAUGUUCAGAGUAUGCUCGAGCACACGACCCUUGAGAAGGUGACCUCCUUCACUCAGAUCUUCUGGGAUCCCGAUCCGGAGCAUACGCUUGUUGAGGAGGAUCAGGAGUGGGUCUCCUUGUAUUACGAGCUUCCAGACGAGGACGAGAACCCGCAGCGUUGUGGACCUUGGCUGUUGCGCAUCCAGUUGAGCAACAAGGUAAUGACGGACAAAAAGCUUACGGUGCGCGAGGUGGGAGAGCGCAUCCUGAGCGAUUUCCAGAAUGACCUCGACUGCAUCUUCACAGAUGACAAUGCCGAAGAGCUCGUCCUCCGGAUUCGACUUCUCAAGGAGCCUGAUCAGAUUGGUGUCGCCCCCAGACCCUAUGACCCCCGGGAUGACACCGAGGACAAGAAUUUCAAAUUCCUGAGGACGAUCGAGUCCAACAUUCUCAAGGAGAUGACCUUGAAGGGCAUCCAGGGCAUCAAGAAGGUGUUCAUGCGUGAAGACAAGGUGACCAAGUACGACGAGAAGACUGGCAAGUUCGAGCGGUCACAGGAGUGGGUGCUGGACACAGACGGCGUCAACAUGGAGGAGGUCAUGCUUCUCGAGGAGGUGGACUACAAGCGCCUGCAAAGCAACGACAUCGUUGAGGUCCUGAACGUGCUAGGCAUCGAGGCGACCCGGAAGGCUCUUCUCUUCCAUGUCCGCAUGGUGAUCUCCUUCGAUGGCUCUUAUGUCAACUACCGGCAUCUUGGCACAAUGUGCGAUGUCAUGACGAAUCGAGGGCACCUAAUGGCGAUCACUCGCCACGGUGUGAAUCGCACCAACAUGGGCCCGCUGAUGAAAUGUAGCUUCGAAGAGACGGUGGAGAUUCUGAUGGAUGCAGCAGUGUACCACGAGACGGACCACAUGCGAUCGGUGUCCGAGAACAUCAUCUUUGGUCAGCUGGUUCCAAUUGGCACCGGGAGCUUCGACGUCCACAUGGAUGACAUGAAGACCGUGGACCCAGAGACGAGCCUUCAGCCUCUCUGUUCUCUGGAUCACGCCACCGUGGUGCUGCCUAGCAAGUCCAAGAGCGGUGAGUACUAUUCCGUGAACACCCCGGAGCCUCACAUGGAGGAUGAUGACCUUGAAGAGAACGCCGAAACGCCGCAUGAGGACGAGGCAAUGAUCGACGGCCUCUUCCCUACGACCGGAGGCACAUAUGCUCAAAUGGCGACACCGGAGGUGUCGCCGGACUCACCCGGGGAUUUGGGAGAAGGCGCCUUCCGAUCCCCUUUCAGCGUGGCACCAGCCGGUGGGCCGUCACCAUUCUCUGUGCGGGCUACGCCUCGAGCAACGCCCUACGGCGGGAUGUACACACCUGCUCGGAGCGACUUCUCUAUGGCCAGCCCGUUCUCGGCCUUCGCAUACUCUCCGGCCAGCGCAGAGUACUCCCCAGCCGAGAAGAGUGAUGACAAGAAGAAGGAAGAGUUUGCGGUUCCCAGCCCGACCUAUUCUCCCAGUCCGUCGGUCAUCUACUCGGCCGUCAGCAAGAGCCCGAAGAGCCGGCUCACGCCACACACCAGCCCGGGAUACUCCGUGAGCAGCAAGUAUGGGGGGCCGCGAUCGGCGAUGUACACACCGCGAUCGGCGAUGUACACGCCUACCUCUCCGAUGAGUGCGACGACGAAGGGGCACGAGGGUGCCGGCAGCGCGCGCUACACGCCGCUGAGCAGCCCGUACGUCAGUCCUACGUCGGCACUAUACACACCGACCUCGCCUAUGCCCGCGAAGACAAUCGCAGCGACAGCCACGCCAGGAUACUCGCCAACCAUGACGAUGAUGCACUCAGUGGCCUCGGAUGCAGGACAGGCAUCGCCUGAGAUUGAUCAGGCUUCUGGCGAUGCUCCUCAAGGCGCCUAUGCCUCGCUUGUGGCAUCACCGAGUUACACGCCGCCGAACCAGGUGGGGGUUGCCCCGCCGGCGCCGAAGAAUGUCGUCUACUCGCAGUCGGCUGGUGUCACGGAAGUCGCCGAGGAAGAGAUGCAGUCGCUCUUUGACGACGAUGACGAGGACCUUCUCAGAUACGAAGCCCCGUCGACGGCAGGCCGUCCCCCGGAGUGA
This is a messenger RNA of Symbiodinium sp. CCMP2592, 2655 nucleotides long. NCBI's taxonomy places the organism in Eukaryota, Dinophyceae, Suessiales, Symbiodiniaceae. The record is from the annotation of a GenBank genome assembly.